GGAGGCAGCAGUGUGAGAUGGCGGACUCUCAGCCGCUGUAGGACCCUGUAGGACCAGGACCCUGUAGGAUUCAGACCCGCCGCCCUGCAGGACUAUCUGCCGGACUUUCUGCCUUAUCUGGUCCCGCCCCUGACCGACUCAUGGAGGGCGGUAAGCCGAGCCUGGCCCUGGUCUACCAGGCGGUGCAGGCCCUGUACCACGACCCGGACCCGGCCGGGAAGGAGCGCGCCUCGCUGUGGCUCGGAGAGCUGCAGAGAUCGAUGUAUGCGUGGGAGGUGUCGGACCAGCUGCUGCAGCUCAAACAGGACGUGGAGUCGUGUUACUUUGCUGCUCAGACCAUGAAGGUGAAGAUCCAGACCUCGUUCUACGAGCUACCCCCAGAGACCCACAAUGCACUGCGAGACUCCCUGCUGACCCACAUCCAGAACCUCAAAGACCUGUCCCCCAUCAUCGUCACACAGCUGGCGUUAGCCAUCGCAGACCUCGCUCUCCAGAUGGCCUCAUGGAAAGGAUGCGUUCACACACUCAUAGAAAAGUACAAUGAUGACAUCAGCUCAAUGCCCUUCCUCAUAGAGAUCCUCACCGUGCUGCCCGAGGAAGUUCACAGCCGAUCUCUGCGGAUCGGUGCCAAUCGGAGGACAGAGAUCAUUGAAGAUCUGGCGUAUUACUCAAGCACCGUGGUCACCCUGCUGACAUCGUGUGUGGAGAAGACAGGGAACGAUGAGAAGAUGCUCAUAAAGGUGUUUCGCUGUUUAGGCAGCUGGUUCAACCUGGGAGUCCUGGACAGUAACUUCAUGGCCGGUAACCAGCUGCUCAUGGUCCUCUUCCAAGUCCUGCAGAGGGAUGAAACGUCCACCAACCUCCACGAGGCGGCGUCUGACUGCGUCUGCUCGGCGCUCUACGCCAUCGAGAACGUUGACACCAACAUGGCGUUGGCUCUGCAGCUCUUCCAGGGCGUCCUGACUCUGGAGACGGCGUAUCACAUGGCGGUGGCUCGGGAGGACCUGGACAAAGUUCUCAACUACUGCCGCAUCUUCACCGAGCUCUGCGAGACCUUUUUGGAGACCACUGUCCGGAGUCCGGGACAGGGGAUGGGGGAUUUGAGAACCCUGGAGCUGCUGCUUAUCUGUGCAGGACACCCGCAGUACGAGGUGGUGGAGAUCUCCUUUAACUUCUGGUACCGUCUGGGAGAACACCUGUAUAAGAUCAAUGAUGCGGCUCUCCACUCCAUCUUCAGACCGUACAUCCAGAGACUGCUGCACUGUUUGGCCCGGCACUGUCAGCUGGACCCUGACCACGAGGGGAUCCCUGAGGACACUGAUGAUUUCGGGGAGUUCAGGAUGAGAGUCUCCGACCUCGUCAAAGACGUCAUUUUCCUGGUCGGAUCCAUGGAGUGUUUUUCUCAGUUAUAUUCUACGUUAAAGGAAGGGAACCCUUCCUGGGAGGUGACAGAGGCGGUUCUGUUCAUCAUGGCUGCGAUCGCUAAAAGUGUCGAUCCAGAGAACAACCCAACACUGUCCGAGGUUCUGCAGCAGGUGGUUCUCCUCCCAGAGAGCGUCCACAUGGCGGUUCGCUACACCAGCAUCGAGCUGGUCGGAGAGAUGAGUGAGGUCGUCGACAGGAACCCCAGAUUCCUCGACCCGGUGUUGAACUACCUGAUGAAGGGCCUCAGAGAGAAGCCACUGGCAUCGGCGGCGGCGAAGGCGAUCCACAACAUCUGUUCUGUCUGCAGAGAUCACAUGGCCCAACACUUCCAGGGUUUGCUGGACAUCGCCCGCGCCCUUGACUCCUUUGCCCUGUCCACCGAGGCCGCCGUCGGACUGCUUAAAGGUACAGCUCUGGUCCUGGCUCGUCUUCCUCUUGAAAAGAUCUCAGAGUGUCUCAGUGAUCUCUGUGCUGUUCAGGUCAUGGCUCUAAAAAAGCUUUUGACUGAAGAAUCUAGAAACGGUAAAUCAGCUGAUCCCACUGUGUGGCUCGACAGACUGGCUGUUAUCUUCAGACACACAAACCCCAUUGUAGAAAACGGACAGACUCACCCCUGUCAGAAAGUCAUCCAAGAGAUCUGGCCGGUUCUGUCGGAGACUCUGAAUACUCAUCAGGCUGAUAACCGGAUCGUGGAGCGGUGCUGUCGCUGUCUUAGGUUCGCUGUUCGAUGUGUCGGGAAAGGUUCCGCCUCCCUGUUGCAGCCACUCGUCACUCAGAUGGUGAGUGUGUACCAGGUGUAUCCACACUCCUGCUUCUUGUACCUGGGCAGCAUUCUGGUGGACGAAUAUGGCAUGGAGGAGGGCUGCCGGCAGGGCCUGCUGGACAUGUUACAGGCUCUGUGUAUGCCGACCUUCCAGCUACUGGAGCAGCCAAACGGUCUGAGGAAUCAUCCGGACACUGUGGACGACCUGUUCAGACUGGCCACCAGGUGA
This is a messenger RNA of Plectropomus leopardus (leopard coralgrouper), 2417 nucleotides long. NCBI's taxonomy places the organism in Eukaryota, Metazoa, Chordata, Actinopteri, Perciformes, Serranidae. The record is from RefSeq and is a predicted model, not a curated record.